UGGCUCGUCAUCUAUAUAUGUGGAGGAGAUGUAUAAGUCGUGGCAAAAGGAUCCCAAUACUGUCCAUAAGAGUUGGGACGCAUUCUUCAAGAGCGCCACCGCAGGAGUACAGCCCGGGUUCGCGUAUACGAGUCCACCCUCUUUGGCCUCCGGGGGCUCUACUCUGCCCGCCAUUGACAUCACCUCAAGCACAGCCUUAAGUCCGCAAAGCGAUGUGUCAGCCGUAGGGCACCGGGAUAUCGACGACCACUUGUCUGUCCAGGCGAUCAUACGCUCCUAUCAGGUUCGGGGACAUUUAGUAGCCAAAUUGGAUCCGUUAAGUAUCACAUCGGCGAACAUCCACUCGCCCCUACACUCUGGUACGCCCAGUUCC
Molecule: messenger RNA, 373 nt
Organism: Oppiella nova
Lineage: Eukaryota; Metazoa; Arthropoda; Arachnida; Sarcoptiformes; Oppiidae
Source: the annotation of a GenBank genome assembly